AGCAAUAGCCAUAGCAAUAGCCAUGCCCUUGCGCUUGCCGUUCUCUUUUAUGAGCACAGACCCUUCGAACAAACGAAAGCUCAAGGCCAUAGACGCGACAAACUGAAGCGUGUUUAGGAUUUCAAUGAAUUAGUGAGAGAAUUUGGAGUCCCAACUACGCUCAAUUGAGCGUUUUCCAAUUCCGAAUUCAGGUGGAGGUUUUUUGUUAAAUCGGAAUUUCGGUGUGAUUGGGAUUUCGCGGUCGGUCAUUCGGUCAUCUGAGGUCUGAAGCGAGAGAGAUGGAGGAGGCUUGGUUGUGCCAGUGGAGCACCAUUAGAUCUCUCUUCGCGAUUCUUCAAUGGUGGGGCUUUAAUGUCACCGUCAUUAUCAUGAACAAGUGGAUCUUUCAGAAAUUGGAUUUUAAAUUUCCUCUAACAGUGUCUUGCAUUCACUUCAUCUGCUCCGCCAUUGGAGCGUAUAUAGCGAUUAAAGUGUUGAAAGUUAAGCCGCUGAUUUCUGUUGACCCUCAAGAUCGGUGGAGAAGGAUAUUCCCCAUGUCGUUUGUGUUUUGUAUCAACAUAGUUUUGGGGAAUGUGAGCUUGCGUUAUAUUCCGGUUUCUUUCAUGCAGACAAUAAAGUCCUUCACUCCUGCAACAACCGUUGUCUUACAAUGGCUUGUAUGGAGAAAGUACUUUGACUGGAGAAUAUGGGCAUCUUUGAUACCCAUUGUUGGAGGAAUUCUUCUUACUUCUGUGACUGAGAUGAGCUUUAACAUGUUUGGGUUCUGUGCUGCCUUGUUUGGUUGUUUGGCUACCUCAACAAAGACCAUCCUUGCUGAGUCCUUAUUGCAUGGAUACAAGUUCGACAGCAUAAAUACAGUGUAUUACAUGGCGCCGUUCGCGACCAUGAUCUUGGCAGUACCUGCAAUGCUCCUUGAAGGUAACGGUGUUCUCGAUUGGCUUCACACUCACGAGUCAAUUUCCUCGUCACUCAUCAUCAUUUUCAGCUCUGGGGUGAUGGCUUUCUGUCUUAACUUCUCCAUAUUUUAUGUGAUUCAUUCUACCACUGCUGUGACGUUCAAUGUUGCUGGAAACCUAAAGGUAGCUGUUGCUGUUCUUGUUUCAUGGUCGAUAUUUCGAAACCCGAUUUCAAUGCUAAAUGCAGUUGGAUGUGCAAUUACACUUCUGGGUUGUACAUUCUAUGGCUAUGUAAGACAUCUUAUCUCACAGCAGCCACCCGGAACCCCUCGAACCCCUAGAACACCUCGGACCCCUCGGAGUCGGAUGGAGCUGCUCCCCCUUGUAAAUGAUAAAUUGGAUGAUACGGUCUAAUUGGUUUCGUUGCGGUUGAAGUCUUGGUAGUUGGCACCCGGGUAGUAGAGAAAAGGAGUACUAAAAAAUACAAAAGCAGAAUACUGGGGCCUGUUCGUUCUGUCCACCUGCUUUAGGCGAACUUCGAUUUUUUUUUCUUCUUCAUAAUUCUAUCUUUUUAUCUCCCUGCCACAAAUAUCGUUGUUUGUAGCUUUAGCAUAUCAAUGAGAGACUGAUAAUAUCUUUUUCUUUGCUAGUUAUCCCACGUAUCUGAUUAUAGAGUCAAUUAUUGUUAGAGUUCCAA
Molecule: messenger RNA, 1593 nt
Organism: Cucurbita maxima (winter squash)
Lineage: Eukaryota; Viridiplantae; Streptophyta; Magnoliopsida; Cucurbitales; Cucurbitaceae
Product: UDP-galactose transporter 1-like
Exons: 6
Coding region: 279-1310 (343 amino acids)
Cellular component (GO): Golgi apparatus
Molecular function (GO): antiporter activity
Source: RefSeq, a predicted model, not a curated record